Molecule: messenger RNA, 894 nt
Organism: Diabrotica virgifera virgifera (western corn rootworm)
Lineage: Eukaryota; Metazoa; Arthropoda; Insecta; Coleoptera; Chrysomelidae
Exons: 1
Source: RefSeq, a predicted model, not a curated record
AACAAAAUACUCUUUUUUAGGUAUCUGGCUACCGGAGAUACAUUUUAUACAAUAGGCCAUAGUUUUAGAGUCGGGUUUUCGACUGUAAGUGCCAUAGUUGUAGAAGUUUGUGAAGCUUUAUGUAGAAAUUUGCAACAUAUUUACUUGCCCGAACCAACUACAGAAAUAUGGAAAAAAUCUGAAGAAGGUUUUAGAAAUACCUGGCGAUUCCCAAAUUGUAUUGGUAGCAUCGAUGGCAAGCAUGUUACUAUCAAGUGUCCAGACAAAACAGGAUCUAAUUAUUGGUGUUAUUUGAAUAAGUUUUCUACAGUAUUAAUGGCUAUUGUUGGCCCAGAUUAUAGAUUCAUUUCAGUUGAUAUUGGCGGUUUUGGUAAAAACAGCGACGGUGGAAUAUUCGAAGCUUCCAACAUGGGAAGAAGAUUUGAAACAAAUCAGAUGGGUGUACCUGAGCCGAAAAAUCUCCCAGGCCAGAAUGAACUUUCCCCCCAUGUCUUAAUUGGAGACGAAGCCUUUGCACUAAAACCAUACUUGUUGAGGCCCUUUCCAUACAGUCAAAGCAGAACAGAUAUUUUCAAGGAAAAUUAUAAUGUGAGGCUCUGUAAAGCGAGAAGAGUAGUAGAAAACGCUUUCGGAAUAUUGGCACAAAGAUGGCGUAUAUUCUACAGACCAAUGGAAACAAAAAUUGAUACUAGUAUUCUCAUUGUGAAAACUGCAUGUAUUUUGCAUAAUUUUCUAAGGACAAAAAAAUGUGAUGAUAGAUUCAUAGAACUUUUAGAUCUACCAGAGCCUGAACUUGGAGCAUUUCAAAAUUUGGACAAUGACCCAAGGAGAGCUGCAAGACUGGCAUUUUCUGUUCGAGAAAAAUUUACCACGUAUUUUAAUUCAGGACUAUGA